Molecule: messenger RNA, 2697 nt
Organism: Dioscorea cayenensis subsp. rotundata (Guinea yam)
Lineage: Eukaryota; Viridiplantae; Streptophyta; Magnoliopsida; Dioscoreales; Dioscoreaceae
Exons: 2
Coding region: 1-2697 (898 amino acids)
Molecular function (GO): catalytic activity
Source: RefSeq, a predicted model, not a curated record
AUGGAUCUAAAAAUUUUCACUUGGAACUGUAGGGGUAUCUCCAAUCCUCGGUUUUUUAGCCGAAUUCAAGAUGUUAUCGCUCGCUUGAAGCCCAACUUUCUCUGCCUGGUUGAGACCAAAGCCAAUGCCUCUCGGGUCUGGCGCUUCUGCAAUAAACUCCAUCGUUGGUGGGACUGGGCUGCCAUCUCCUCCUCCGGCCUAUCGGGAGGCAUCCUUGUGCUUUGGAAGAGAUCUAUUGGCAUAGUCACUCCCGUGGCUUCCUCUCGUUUGGUUCUUCAUUUAGUCAUUACCACCUACGAUAAAACUUGGAUUCUCUCUACUGUUUAUAACUCACAGAUCCUUUCUGAUCAGAAACUGCUUUGGAGAUCUCUCCAGGGUUUUUCUAGUCUCUCCAUUCCCUGGCUUCUCUCGGGCGAUUUCAAUGCCAUCUCCUCUCGGGAGGAACACAGGGGCGGAAACUUUUCUCACUACGCGUCUAAAUCUUCCUUUUUCUCUGAUUUCAUUUUCUCUAACAACCUCUUUGACUUAGGCUUCUCUGGAUCCCGCUUCACUUGGUGCAAUGGUCAGGAGGGUCUUGCUCGCCGUUGGGCUAGAUUAGAUCGUUUUCUGGCGAACUCUUUGUGGCUCCUGGAUUUUCAACGGAUCUCCAACACUCAUCUUCCCAGAAUUUUUUCAGACCACUCCCCCCUUCUUCUCUCUGCGUUUAAAUCCGCUUAUAUCCCUAAAAAAAGUUUUCGUUUUGGCAAUUGCUGGCUUGAUUAUGCAGGUUGCCAUAAGAGUGUUCUCCGCGCUUGGGCUGGCUGUACUAAUUCGUCUCCUCUUCGCUCUUUCUCUCUGGCGGUCUCGCGCACCAAACAAUUUGUUCUUGGCUGGAGGAAUUCUUGCCAUGGUAACAUUGAAGUUGAAAUUGAAAACAUUGAGAAAGAGAUUCGUUCCCUUGAGGACGCGCCGUCAUCCUCGGACGCAUCUUGGAAUUCCACCUGGCUCCGUGCUCUCCAUAACAGACGCAACGCCUUACUGAGACAAAAGGACAUUUAUUGGCGCCAGCGGGCCCAUGCUCACUGGCUGCAUCACAGUGAUAGGAACUCCAACUUUUUUCACAAUUCGGUUAAAAUUCGGCAUCAUCGUAACAGAAUCAACUUCAUCAAAGAUUCCACGGAUAACCCCUCCCUCUCCUCUGAUUUUCGCCCCAUUUCGCUUUGCAACGUCUGUUAUAAAAUUGUUACCAAAAUCCUUGCUACUCGCUUAAGGUCUGUUAUCCACAAGAUUGUCGGUCCUGAGCAAAAUGGUUUCUUACCUGGCCGUGGCACUUUUGAUAACAUUAUUGCGGUUCAAGAGAUUGCUCAUAGCCUCGAAUUCGAUUUCCCAGCCCACCCGAGGAUGAUCUUAAAAAUUGAUAUUGAGAAAGCCUUUGAUACGAUUGAAUGGUUAGCUAUUCUUGCCACCCUCAGUAGGAUGGGCUUUCCUCUAGUUUGGAUUAAUUUGAUCAAGUCCUGCCUUUCCUCGGCCUCUUUCUCUAUAGUUAUUAAUGGUCAGAACUCUCCCUGGUUCUCUUCCAGCCGGGGAGUUAGGCAAGGUGAUCCAAUUUCCCCUCUCAUUUUCAUCCUAGUUUCUCAAAAUCUCUCAGCCUUACUGAACAAAGCUCUCUCCCUUCAACUGGUGCCUGGAUUCCACUGUGCCCUGACCAGGAAUUUUAAUCAUCUAAUGUUCGCGGAUGAUUUGAUCAUCAUCACUUUGGCGUCUAGGAAGAUCGCCAGAAACUGUGUGCUCUGCUUGAAUCUCUACCAGAGCCUUACUGGUCAGAAACCCAACCUCAGUAAAUCUCAAUUCUUCCUUCCCUCCUGGGCCAAUCGUACCAUUGCUAGAUCCAUUUCCAGAAUUCUUGGUUUUAAUCAGGGGAUUUUCCCUUUCAUGUAUCUUGGCGUCCCCAUCUCUCCAAAGCGUCUCCCUGCCCCUCAUUUUAACUCCAUUACUAAUCGAGUCCGCAAUACUAUCCACUCCUGGAACCACUCCUCUAUCUCCACUGCUGGUCGAGCUAUCCUUUUGAAUAGCUCAAUCUUCUCUGUUCCUACCUACCAUCUCUCAGUUAUGCACCUCCCCGUCUCCAUUCUUAACGACAUUUCCAAACUUGCUCGGAGUUUCCUCUUGGGGAAAACUGGCAAUUGUAGUGGCUUCCAUUCCAUUCCUUGGACUGUUACUACACUUCCUAAAUCUGAGGGUGGGUUGGAAAUUCGUAAUCUCUCUCUGGUUCAGCACUCUCUUAUGGCUAAGAACAUUUUUGCAGUCUUAAACAUGGAUAACAGAAUUUGGGUGGACAUUUUUAAAAUCAAAUACAAGGAUUGGCAUCCUUGGAGCAUUCCUUCUGUUUCUAAUGCUUCUUGGUUUUUCAAAUCUUUUUCGAAAAAUGCUUCCAUCCUCAAAAAUAACCUUCAUAUUAUUUCCUGCAACCCUGCUACUGCGAAUUUAUGGAAUGAUCCCAUCCUCCUUGAUCUUCCUAUUUCGUGCAAACCCACUUUUUGGAAUAUGGACUUUUCUCCUCACGAGGUUUCCUUUAUGGACUUAUUUGAUGGUAAUUCUCUCCAUCGCCCCACCCUGACCAAUCUCUUGGGUACCUCCCUGAAUUGGGACUGGAUUGAUAAGCUUAAGUUUGAUACCCAGAGUGUUCCUCUUUGGGUUUGGGCUCCCCGGAACUCUUAG